Molecule: messenger RNA, 965 nt
Organism: Prunus dulcis (almond)
Lineage: Eukaryota; Viridiplantae; Streptophyta; Magnoliopsida; Rosales; Rosaceae
Product: probable WRKY transcription factor 45
Exons: 2
Coding region: 91-762 (223 amino acids)
Biological process (GO): regulation of DNA-templated transcription
Molecular function (GO): DNA-binding transcription factor activity; sequence-specific DNA binding
Source: RefSeq, a predicted model, not a curated record
AGAGAGAGAGAGAGAGAGAGAGAGAGAAUAAAGUUGUGGUCAUUUAUCUCGGCCGCCUCUAGCUAUAGCUGGCUUAGUUUCUUUCUUCAUAUGGAGAAGUAUCAAAUGUUCUUCCCUUGCUCCUCUUCUACAUCAUCAGCAAACUAUGAUCCCAUGAUCCCUAUCUCUGCAACAAAUAAUAUUACUACAGAUGAUCAUCAUAUGGGAAUGGGAAGCUCUCAAGUUUACAACUACUUUGACGGCCGCGAUCAAAGUUCAAAUGGACUUUUGGGGUUGAGAUCAUCAGCAGGAAACCACGUUGGGAGAGAAGUUUUGAUAAACAAAGAUCAUCAUCAGUACCUGCAGCAGCAAUAUUCUGAUCUGACUACUACUGCAAGUGCAAACAUUAAUAUUAAUAAUGUUAUUGUUGGAGCUGAUCAAAAUCCUCAUGAGGCCACUAAUUCAGGAAACAAGAACAAGGGGGAGAAGAAGACGAGAAAGCCCAAAUAUGCUUUUCAAACAAGAAGUCAGGUUGAUAUACUUGACGAUGGCUACCGGUGGAGAAAAUAUGGUCAAAAGGCGGUUAAAAACAACAAAUUUCCCAGAAGCUACUAUCGAUGUACGUACCAAGGAUGCAAUGUGAAAAAGCAAGUCCAACGCCUAACCAAGGAUGAAGGCAUUGUGGUGACCACUUACGAAGGGAUGCACACCCAUCCAAUUGAGAAGCCUUCCGAUAACUUUGAACAUAUCUUGAAUCAGAUGCAAAUCUACACCCCCUUCUGAUUCUGAAGCAUAAUCACAUCAUCAUCAAUGCAGCAUGCAGCAUGCUUUUGUAAAAGAGAACAACUCUUCUAUACAUUACAGACAUUAUUUCUCUACAUAUAUGGAAAUAAGUUUGUGAUUCAAAUUACUUUUAUUAGUUAGAGCUGUACUGUGACUAUUUUGUGCUCAUGGCAUCAAUUGAUUUAAGUAAUCUGGUUUUUUUU